This is a messenger RNA of Sander lucioperca (pikeperch), 5877 nucleotides long. It is a transcript of the gene lrrc7, whose product is annotated as leucine rich repeat containing 7. NCBI's taxonomy places the organism in Eukaryota, Metazoa, Chordata, Actinopteri, Perciformes, Percidae. Gene Ontology annotation, biological process: neurotransmitter receptor transport, endosome to postsynaptic membrane; neurotransmitter receptor transport postsynaptic membrane to endosome. The coding region runs from base 567 to 5597 and encodes 1676 amino acids. The record is from RefSeq and is a predicted model, not a curated record. Gene Ontology annotation, molecular function: protein binding. Gene Ontology annotation, cellular component: adherens junction; postsynaptic density; postsynaptic membrane. The transcript is spliced from 33 exons.
CUCUCCUCUCUCUCUCUCUCUCUCUCUCUCUCUCUACGGGGGAUGGAUGGGAGGAGACGCUCCUGCUGAAUGUGUUCUCCCUGCAGCGGGUUUACGGUAACGGAGAAGAAACAGGGCACCGCUCUUCUCAGUCACGGAUCCGUUCCUCCGGUGUGAUUUCCAUAACCGCACACUGACCUUUCUCUUUACCGGUGUGCCUGCAUCUUAGCUUUUUAUUUUAUUUUUUAUUUUUUUUACAUGGAGGCGGAGCGAGGCAUCUCGCAACAAAACUACCAACCAGAUCUGAUUGAAAACGGUGUGUGUAACCGACUUGGAUUUAAACCUUACCGAAUGAUCCUAAAAUGAGUCACACUGCUCAAGUUGAUGUGUUCACCUCCUCCGUUUUCUGGCCUCGGGGGUACUGAAGAUGCGGCUGGUAGCGCGGGUACCUGUCCUGGUUUCACACCGGCUCGGUUCGUCCCGGUACUGAUCCUGUCCGGUGCUGCGGUGACCACACAGGAGCCACCAGAGUGAUUAAAAAAAAAAAAAACUAAACAAAAACGGAUCCGCUACUAGCAGCCUGACAGAUGGAUGACUACUCGACUUUACAACUGCAGUGUCUGGAAAUGACAACUAAGCGAAAGCUGAUUGGCCGGCUGGUGCCGUGCCGUUGUUUCCGUGGCGAAGAGGAAGUGAUCUCAGUGUUGGAUUACUCCCACUGCAGCCUGCAGCAAGUCCCCAAGGAAAUUUUCAGCUUCGAGAGAACUCUGGAGGAGCUCUACCUCGACGCCAACCAGAUUGAGGAACUACCCAAGCAACUCUUCAACUGCCAGGCCUUGAAGAAGCUGAGCAUGCCUGAUAACGACCUGUCCAACCUGCCCACCACCAUCGCCAGCUUGGUUAACCUCAAAGAGCUAGACAUCAGUAAAAACGGUAUCCAGGAGUUUCCCGACAAUAUAAAAUGCUGUAAAGGCCUGUCUGUGGUGGAGGCCAGCGUCAACCCUAUCACCAAGCUCCCAGAUGGUUUUACGCAGCUCCUGAAUCUGACCCAGCUCUUCUUAAAUGAUGCCUUCCUGGAGUAUCUGCCGGCUAACUUUGGCAGACUCUCCAAACUACGGAUCCUGGAGCUGAGAGAGAACCACCUGAAAACCAUGCCAAAGUCCAUCCACAGACUGACACAGUUGGAGAGGUUGGAUCUGGGUAGCAAUGAAUUCUCUGAAGUGCCCGAGGUGUUGGAACAGAUCCACAACCUAAAAGAGCUGUGGCUGGAUAACAACUCUCUACAGUGUAUACCAGGGGCGAUAGGAAAACUUCGUCAGUUGCGGUACUUUGACUUAGCUAAGAAUCGUAUUGAGACGUUGGACACAGAUAUUUCAGGCUGUGAGUCCUUAGAAGACCUGCUGCUAUCCUCCAACAUGCUGCAGCAACUCCCUGACUCUAUAGGAAUGUUGAAGAAGCUGACUACAUUGAAGGUAGAUGACAACCAGCUGACCUCACUGCCUAACACCAUCGGGAGUGCGAAGCCCAAGCACGGUCUGUCUUUAUUGGAGGAGUUUGACUGUAGUUGUAAUGAGUUGGAGUCGUUGCCUCCCACUAUUGGCUACCUGCACAACCUGAGGACCUUCGCUGCUGAUGAGAACUUCCUCUCAGAGCUGCCGCGGGAGAUCGGUAACUGUAAGAAUGUGACAGUAAUGUCGCUGCGGUCCAACAAACUGGAGUUUCUUCCUGAUGAGAUCGGACAGAUGACCAAACUACGAGUCCUUAACCUCAGUGACAACAGGUUAAAGAAUCUACCAUUUACCUUUACUAAGCUGAAGGACCUGGCAGCUCUCUGGCUUUCUGACAAUCAGUCCAAGGCUCUGAUCCCACUGCAGACAGAAGCCCACCCUGAAACCAAACAGAAGGUUUUGACCAACUACAUGUUUCCUCAGCAACCGCGACAUGAUGAGGAUUACCAGUCGGACAGUGACAGCUUUAAUCCUACUCUGUGGGAGGAGCAGAGACAGCAGAGGAUGACUGUGGCCUUUGACUUCGAGGACAAGAAAGAAGAGGAAGACAACUCUGGGAAGGUCAAGGUGGAGAUAAACCUAAAGCGCUACCCAACACCCUACCCUGAGGACCUUAAGAACAUGGUCAAGUCAGUGCAAAGUCUUGUGGGUAAAAGCGUACACGCCGGACACGGGCACCAGCACCAGCACCAACACCAGCACCAGCACCAGCUCCAGCACCAGCACCAGCACCAGCUGAGCACAGGCACCGCCACCUCGGCAGGAACCAACAUGGAACACACGCACCUCAGCAAAGAACAGUACGAACAACCAUGGCCCCUGCCUCCUAAAGAGGUGACAGACAGAGAGAUGCAGGACUUCUCUCAGUCUCAGCUAAUGGAUCAGGGAUCAAUGCAUAACUCUGGCAUUGACAUUCCCAAGAGGAAGGAUAAAGAGGACCUGACGGAGAGCUCUGAGGACUCAAUGGGCGGCUCUCCCAACGAUAUCCGCAUCUCUGACAUGAGGCCCACCCUGGUGGAGCCUCCUAUGUACAAACCAAAGGUGGUGCUGCUGGGGAAGGACAAGAAAGAGUCUACAGAUGAAGAGGUGGAUAAGCUUCACUGUCUGAACCGCAGCGGCUCCUCAGCCACUUACUCCGACUACUCUCCCUCACAGGGCUCCUCCGGCUCCUCCAACCCUCCCGGCAACUCACACUCACACUCACACUCUCACUCUCACGCACACCCACACACUCCUGCCCUGCCGGCCCCAAACAAGGACCAGGCCCCUCAGACACACUGGACCAACAGACUGGCUCAGUCUUUCCCCAAGCCCAUUGACUCCAAGCCCCUGCUAUCUCAGAGAGAAACCCCUCCAUCAGGAACCCUGCAGCAGCGUGGGGAUCGACGCCCACUGAGCGAGCCUUUUGAUUGGUCUGAGGCCCCUCACUAUGACAACACAGGUUUUGAUGCUGAGGAGUCUCCUCUGGACCCUCCAUCCUCUACUGGAAGUCAGGGAAACCCACCGCUGGGCUCCAAACCCCGCAGCCAGUCAACACACGGGCGCCGCCCCCUCCUCAGGCAGGAGCGAAUCGUAGGAGUACCUCUGGAGCUGGACACUCAGACGCUCCCCUUCCACGGCAACCAACGCGCUCCGGACAAUGACCCACAAUCUGGACAUCCUUCCCAGAAUCCUUGGCAGAACUGGACCAGAACCCCCAGCCCGCUGGAGGACCGAACCGCUUUUCCCUCCAAACUGGACCUGACGCCCACCUCCAGCCCCAACCCUGACCGCAAGGACAUUGACCCAAGGCUGGAACAAGGCCCAGGCCCUUUGCCCGGCAGCUGGACGUACCACGACAAUCAGGGGGAGCAGAACAGGAAGGAUCAGCUAAGUGUCAGCGGCGGCAACAAGGUGACCGUGGUGAUGAGUAAAAGCUCAGACCGCCUGUCCCCCAUGAUGAGGGAGACGAGAUCUAAGUUUAAGAAGUCACAGAGCAUCGAUGAGAUUGACAUGGGCUCUUACAAGGUCUACAGUAUUCCUGUGGACACCUACAGUUCAUCCAUUGAGCAACAGACUAGUUUGGACCGUCAAGAUUUGCCCGGUUCUAUGGAGCAGACCAACAUGUCACGGUCACAGUCUGCCCCCAUGUUGGACGAUGAGCUGAUGUUCCCAGGACACGGAGGCAGCAACCAGAACCAGUCGGGACAGAACCAAAAACCUGCCAUCCCACAUAAGGCCUACCACUUCGACCACAACUACAACCCCCAGGUGACCAUGGACCGUCGGGUCCCUCCCCCCUUCCCCAACACACCAGAUUACGUCAACCACUCAUCGAAAGCUUUGGAGUACAUCAAUCAACCAGGGAAGACAUUACCCAAGGAGUUGGUGAGCCCUCGGUAUCGUGCAUAUCCACCACUGGAAAUGUUUUCUUUUCCCCAAUCACCAAUCAACCAGGAUGGUCAGCCCAGCCAACAUCAGCAGCCAAUCCCAUCACAGCGCUCCAGGCCAGGGUUUUUGAGGAGAGCAGAUUCAUUGGUGAGCUCUACAGAGCUCGCUUUGUUCCGCAGAGUCCAUGAAGCCCAGCAGGAGGCGCUGCAGGAAGCUCAGUACAGACAGCAGGCAGACCCCCCUCUUUAUGGUCGGGCUCUGGCCUACUCCACCCCCAUGGAGCACUCUGCUCUCACCAACAUGGCCGACAGCCAGAGCCAGAUGAUGCACAACAAGAGAAACGGUCGCUACGAUGACGAAUAUCCCACCUACCAGGAACAGAAGAAACCCAUGAUUGGUUAUCCGACCAAGAGCCUGACUCAGCGCCGCCCGCUGUCUGCCAGGAGCUACAGUACUGAGACCUACGGAGCAUCUCAGGCUCGUCCAGUGUCAGCUCGUCCCACCAUGGCUGCCCUGCUAGAGAAAAUGCCCCCUGACUACACUCUGGCAACUUGCCCUGAGAAACCAUCUGAUGACACAAUCAAAGUAAGACCUGGCGUACCACUGAAGCCUGAAGACAUCACCUCCAGGAUGCCUGCUGAUUGGAGGCAACAGCUACUUAGACACAUAGAGGCCAAACGAUUGGACAGGAGUGGUGUCCUAAAGCACAACACGCUCACGCUGGGCAUGCUCUGUCAGGGCAGGGGUCACGGCCAGGGGCGCAGCAACACUUUGAACUUUAACCUUUACAAUAACACUAAGCAUGAGCACCCUGCUGGCUGCUGGCUGCCACUACCUCCUCCUCCAUCUGCUAAUGCCACCCCCUCCCAGCAGGCUGCCAUGCUGGAUAAUGACCAAGAGGGACUGUCAGGAAGCAACCAGUGGGCUCCCUACUCGCUUGGCAGGAGGGACGUCCCACCUGACAACCUCAUGAAAAAGAGUGCCCACUCCCACAACCCUUCCCACCAAUCACACAACACCAUGACAGUCACUUCCUCUUCCUCCUCCUCGUCCACUACCCCUCAUCGUGUGGUCGUGCAGCAGGGCUACGACGGGAUGAUGAACAAAGGGGGCCAAUACCAACCGGGCAUGCCCUUGUCAGUGGUUCCCUCUGGUGGACCGGGGCAGUACCAAAGCAACAUGCCUCAAGGCCAUCCUGGUCCCGGACAGGGUUACCCCGGCGCCGGCAUGCCCAUGGCCAUGUCCCCGUCUGGGAACCAACCCCAGUACAACCCCCAUUCCUCCCACACAUCCCAUCAGCCCGCCACCAACCCUCAGUACCACGGCAAUCAGGGCAUGGUCCAUAGCAACCAGGGCAUGGUCCAUAGCAACCAAGGCAUGGUCCAUAGCAAUCAGGGCAUGGUCCAUAGCAAUCAGGUUGUCAUGACCCACACCAACCCACGGCCUCAGAGUGCUCGUUGCCUGUUGCAGACUAAAGGCCAGAAGAGCACGGAUGGUUUCCAGGAACAGUUGUGUGUGAGAAUAGAGAAGAACCCUGGUCUUGGUUUCAGUAUCUCUGGUGGCAUCAGCGGCCAGGGGAACCCCUUCAAACCAUCCGACAUGGGUAUCUUUGUUACUAGGGUACAGCAUGACGGGCCCGCCGCCUCCACCCUGCAGCCCGGAGACAAGAUUCUGCAGCAUGACUGUGUAGCUCCUCCUCUUCUCUCUCUUUUCCCCAACAGUGAUGUGUUACUGAGAUAAUGAUGGCAGUGACCCUCCAUCCUUCCAUCCACACACACACACACACACACACACACACACACACACACACACACAGACAUAUGAAUGCAAAUAGUGCAGCACACAUAACUCUAUACAUGCACACACACACAUGCUGUUGACUGUGCUGCGUGUUUGCCUUGCAGGCUAACGGACAUAGUUUUUUACACAUGGAGCACGAGACAGCCGUCUCUCUGCUGAAGAGUUUCCAGCGGACGGUGGACUUGGUGGUUCUGAGAGACAGCAGCACGUGCUAAAAAAA